Molecule: messenger RNA, 942 nt
Organism: Dictyostelium purpureum
Lineage: Eukaryota; Evosea; Eumycetozoa; Dictyosteliales; Dictyosteliaceae
Exons: 4
Coding region: 1-942 (313 amino acids)
Molecular function (GO): zinc ion binding; glutaminyl-peptide cyclotransferase activity
Source: RefSeq, a predicted model, not a curated record
AUGAAAAAAUACACAGAAUCAGGUAUUCCAGUAAUUCAAGAGCACUUAAAACAUAUUUUAAAAGAACGUGUUGUGGAUACAGAGUCUCAUAAAGAAGUACAACAAUAUAUUAUCAGUCAGUUUGAAAAUAGAAAAUUAGAGAAUAUAGAGGGAAUAGACGAUGAGGAUUUAGAAGAAUAUCCAUUUGAAAAUGUUUGGAAUAUUGAAUUGGAUCAGUUCAAAGAUACCACCCCAUUAGGCGAAAAAACAUUCACAAAUAUUAUAAUAUCCUCAAAUUCUAUAAAAACCGAUCCACACUCACAAUCAUUAAUUUUGUCGGCUCACUACGAUUCAAAAUAUUUCGAAGAGUUUUCAUUUUUAGGUGCUACCGAUUCUGCUGUUCCAUGCUCUAUGCUAAUUGAUUUGGCCCAUUCUUUAGAGCACCAAAUUAUAAAUUCAAACAAAAAAAUUAUUUUAAUAUUUUUUGAUGGUGAAGAAGCAUUUAAACAUUGGAGUGAUACUGAUUCAAUUUAUGGCGCAAGACAUUUAGCCUCAGUAUUAGAAAAUAGAGUUAUUGAGCAUAAAAAAACAUCAAAAUCCUUUUAUGAAUUGGUUGAUUGUUUAAUAUUAAUCGAUUUAAUUGGUGUAUCAGAUCCAAAAUUCUACCAAUUUAGAAAAGAUACCGAAGAUUUAUUUUUAAAACUAUCUGAUAUUGAAGAAAAAUUAUCCUUAAAAAGAUUAAUUCAACCAAAAGCAGGUAGAUAUUUCAAUAAUAGAUAUUUAACAGGCGAUAUCCAAGAUGAUCACGUUCCAUUUAAAAAACAUGUUAAAACACUUCAUAUUAUACCAUAUCCAUUUCCAAAUACCUGGCAUACAGAGAAAGAUAACUACUCUAUUUUAGAUUUUGAUACCAUCGAUGAUAUUUUAAAAAUUUUCAAAGUAUUUGUUGGUUCAACCCUUUAA